AUGGAGCGUGUGCAGAUAAAUCAGUCUGUACCAAACAAAUAUCACCGCCCUGAGGCAACUUAUAAAAGUUGUUCUCAAUCGCUGCCGCUUGAUAUACUGUGGUUGCCGCGUUCUUCGUUUCGACCGGCGGAAGGUGAAUUGGCGGACUGCGUGUUAGUUGUGGGCGUGUCUCGACCCAAGCUAGCUGCGGCCUUACUCUCUGUCACGCUACUAUCACUCUUUCUUACCUUCCAUGUCCUGUAUGACAGUGCGUUAUAUAGUAUUCAAGCAGCGAGUAUGGCCUCAGUCGCACACGAGAACCGUAAUAUUCUACAAAACCAACAAACGAAUACUCGUACCAUAAACCAUCCAAUGUCAUUGCGGAAACGACUUAAACUUCCACGACCCCCACGGCCGGUGCGCAGACUUCCUCAGGCUUUAAUUAUCGGAGUACGAAAAUGUGGAACUCGUGCUCUCUUGGAAAUGCUGUAUCUUCAUCCUAUGGUACAGAAAGCGUCAGGUGAAGUCCAUUUCUUUGACCGCGACGAGAAUUAUGCUCUUGGACUUGAUUGGUACAGGAGUAAAAUGCCACUAUCCUUCAAAGGGCAAAUUACGAUUGAAAAGAGCCCAAGUUACUUUGUAACACCUGAGGUGCCUGAACGCGUUCGCGCAAUGAAUUCCUCCGUGCGGUUACUUCUCAUAGUCCGGGAGCCAGUGACUCGCGCUAUUUCCGAUUACACGCAGUUGCGUAGUCGUGCCACUCCAUCUGUUCCAGCGCAUGCCCUUGCAGGCCUUACUCCUCAUCUAACCCCUGACGCUGCAAAGCCAUUUGAACAUCUUGCAAUAUCUCCUGAUGGAUCGAUUAAUGUCGCUUAUAGACCAAUAGCGAUAUCUCUGUACCACGCUUACAUGCACCGGUGGCUCGAAGUGUUUCCCCGUGAACAGAUAUUGGUUGUAAAUGGUGAUCAACUCAUAGAAGACCCAGUGCCACAGUUGCGUCGCAUAGAGAAAUUCCUGGGGCUAGAACACAAAAUUGGUAGGAAGAAUUUCUAUUUCAACGAAACGAAGGGAUUUUACUGUUUACGUAAUGACACUACUGACAAAUGUCUUAGAGAGACCAAGGGCCGCAAGCAUCCAAGGGUUGAUCCAGCUGUCGUAACUAAACUGCGUAAGUUUUUCGUGCAGCACAAUCAACGAUUUUAUGAUCUCGUCGGUGAGGAUCUUGGAUGGCCUGAAGAU
Molecule: messenger RNA, 1218 nt
Organism: Iphiclides podalirius (scarce swallowtail)
Lineage: Eukaryota; Metazoa; Arthropoda; Insecta; Lepidoptera; Papilionidae
Source: the annotation of a GenBank genome assembly